Oncorhynchus kisutch (coho salmon) is the source of this 4010-nucleotide messenger RNA. Its product is annotated as rho guanine nucleotide exchange factor 18. Gene Ontology annotation, molecular function: guanyl-nucleotide exchange factor activity. Gene Ontology annotation, cellular component: plasma membrane. The record is from RefSeq and is a predicted model, not a curated record. The transcript is spliced from 22 exons. The coding region runs from base 337 to 3570 and encodes 1077 amino acids. Gene Ontology annotation, biological process: regulation of Rho protein signal transduction. NCBI's taxonomy places the organism in Eukaryota, Metazoa, Chordata, Actinopteri, Salmoniformes, Salmonidae.
AAUGAUUACACCCCUGGCUCCUUGAUCCAACGCUGGACGGGAAUUUUCAUUGCUUCAUUUUUGUUGUUGGAUCACUUGUCGCAUAGGAAGUGUUACUUUCCACAGUGAAACGUAUGUAGCCAAUACAAUUGUAUCACUUUCCACUGGAACUACGUUGCAGCAGAUACAAAGUAAACUUCUUUCUAUUGAUUUUUACCACCGCUCGCGUUGGGUUCGAGUUGAUCGAGAAUGGGGGGUGGUUUUGUACACAGGCUUUUGAUCGUUCCAAGAAAUCAACAGUAGAAACAAGUUUGACACGACCAAGUGCCAUCCUGACCUUUAACCUCCAGAUAACACAUGGAUGACCUGGAUGCUGUCAGAGGACUGUCUCCCCGGCCUGCUCCUCCUCCUGAGGACUCGGUGUCCCUCUCCACGUCCUCCACAGACACCAUCAACUUGGAAGAUGGCCACUACUCUGCCCUGCGAGCGGAGCUGGAGGCUGAUGCUCGGGACUUGGAGGGAGAGUCCUGGAGUGUUGCUGUGGACCAGCAGCACAUAAACAGCCUCCACCAAGACGCUGUAAAGAGGCAAGAUGUCAUCUACGAGUUGAUUCAGACUGAGGUGCAUCAUGUGCGGACCCUGAAGCUGCUGCUGAGUGUUUACCAGUAUGAGCUGAGACACAGCCUACAUAUGGAGGAUACUAGACUUGAGAGGAUGUUCCCUCAGAUCGACAGCCUGCUGCACAUCCACCAACACUUCCUGUGGUGUCUCAGGGACGGCCGGGACAGACACAACCACCACACUGUCACACAGCUGGGAGAUAUACUCAUCAACCAGUUUUCAGGUGAGAUGGGGGAGAGGAUGAAGGAGUGUUACGGCGUGUUUUGUAGUCACCACACUGACGCUGUCAGUUUCUACAAGGAACAGCUACAGAACAACAAAAAGUUCCAGAACUUGAUUAUGAAAAUCGGUCGGUUGUCCAUCGUUCGGAGGUUAGGAGUACCAGAAUGCAUCCUGUUGGUGACUCAGCGGAUCACAAAGUACCCCGUCCUGGUGGAACGCAUUCUACUGAACACUGAAGCUGACAGUGAGGAGCACGGUGCCCUGGUCCAGGCCCUGGUUCUGAUCAAAGAGACCAUCUCUGCUGUGGACUCCCAGGUCCAUGACUAUGAGAGGGCCUCCAGGCUGAGAGACAUAGGCGGCAGGCUGGAGCCACGUUCCCAUGGUCGGUGGAAGGACGGCAGGGUGUUCACGAGAGAGGAUCUGGCUGAGGGCCUCAGAACCCUGCUCCACGAGGGGACGGUCAACUGUCGGGUGGCAAACGGACGGCUCAAAGACAUCCACGCUGUUCUGUUGUCAGAUGUCCUGCUGCUGUUACAAAAGGAAAAGGAUCAGAAACUCAUAUUUGCUAAUGUGGACAACAAGACGUCGGUGAUCUCCCUCCAGAUGCUGAUCGUCAGGGAGAUGGCCCAUGAGGACAAGGCUAUGUUCCUGAUCAGUGCUUCGUCCAGCAUGCCAGAGAUGUACGAGAUACACACCUCCUCCAGAGAGGACUGCAAUGCCUGGAUGAGCCUUAUACGAGACGCUGUCAACAGUUGUCCAGUAAUGGAGGAGCAGCUGAGCAAUGAGCAGGAGGAGGCCAGGCUAGCCAGGCUCAGAGACUUCCAAGAGCGUCUGUAUGUGAAGGAUUCCCAGAUCAUGCAGAGCCUGACAGAGAAGCUGCAGAUGUUUGCUGACAUGGUGGAGGCUGUAACAGGGAUGGAGGAUGUAGCUGCCCACUCCUGUCUGCUGCUCCGCGGUGAUGACUCAGACCUCCAGCAGGGGGAGACACUGCUCAAGGGAGCCAUCACUGAGGUGGAGAAUCUGCAGAACCUUCUCCUGUCUGGUGUGACUGUGCGAGAUCCCCAUCCAGAGGACAGCCUGGGACCAGGGAGGUUCAGUUUGAGGCCAGAAGUGGUACGGCUUUAUCUAGGAGGGCUAGGCCUUGGGCGGCUGGGGAACCUGUCGGUGCAUAGGAGAGCUGAGACCUUUGGAGGUUACGACUGCAACCCUCCCACCCCCAUCAAGAAUGUGGAGGGACGACCUCAACGUUCAAACUCUGACCCCCAGCUACAGGACCUUGACCAAUCAGAGAGCCUGGAACUGUCGUUCUUUUACGCCGUGCUGACGCUCUCACAUAGGCUCUACGGUCUGCAGGCCAUCGUCUCCCAGCAGGACAGCCACAUUGAGCUCCAGCGUGCCUCUCAUUUGGUGCGUGAGCGUCCGGGUCGCAACCGAGGCAACAUGCUCCUGGAGCAGGAGAAACAACGUAACCUGGAGAAACAGAGAGAAGAAGUGGCCAACUUCCACAAGCUGCAGACACAGCACCGUCAAAACCAGGCUCGCUGGGAGAAGGAGCGGAAGCGUCACCGGCUGCAGGCGGAGGUCCUAGAGGCGGAGCUAAGACAGAGAGAGGAGGAGUGUAGGAGACUGGAGAAGAAACUAGAGAUGGAGAGAGAGGAGCUGGAGAGACAGAGAGAGACAUACCAACAGGAUCUGGAGAGGCUGAGGGAGUCAAUGAGGACGGUGGAAAAACAGAAGGAACACCUCAAUACACAGAUGAAGUUGAAGCAGAACAAGACCGUCACCAACCCUGGGAGUUUUAACUUCAAAGCUCAGCAGGCUCCCCUCUCCCAGUCCCUCCGAGGGGAUCCUUCCCUCCUCUCCCAGUCCCUCCGAGUGGAUCCUUCCCUUUCCCAGUCCUUCCGAGUGGAUCCUUCCCUCUCCCAGUCCUUCCGAGUGGAUCCUUCCCUCUCCCAGUCCUUCCGAGUGGAUCCUUCCCUCUCCCAGUCCUUCCGAGUGGAUCCUUCCCUCUCCCAGUCCUUCCGAGUGGAUCCUUCCCUCUCCCAGUCCUUCCGAGUGGAUCCUUCCCUCUCCCAGUCCUUCCGAGUGGAUCCUUCCCUCUCCCAGUCCUUCCGAGGGGAUCCUCCCUUCCUCUCCCAGUCCUUCCGAGGGGACCUGACAGCUGAUUGGAUGAAGGGAAGAGAUGUGAUCCAGAUCCCCAAGGUCCUUGUCCCCCCCAGCCUCUCUGUAGCCACCAACAUGUUCCUGGAGCAGCCCCCGGAGGUGCCCCCUCGCAGGGAGAGCAUCAGCCCCGGGCCCCCUAAACCGGAGUUCCCCAUCCACCUGAUCAGCACAACCAACCAGGUGGUUCACAAACCAGGGGCCGUGCAACAGCAGAUACCCACCAAGCUGGCUGUCCUUGGUAACAAGGGAAAGGAGAAGAGCAGUAAGAAGAGAUCCCACCACAAGCGCAAUCACAGCGCAGCGUCCAUAGAAAUGUCUCAGUUGGUGCCGAUCAGAGUGACAGGAAAUCAGAGUCUGAGAGGGAAGAAGACUGUGAGCCCACAGAGAAACUACCAAUCAGAUGAUUUCUUCAGUCCUCCAGAGCCCCUGUCCAGCGCUAAGCCCUCCCAGAACCUGUCGUCCAGCAGCAGCAUGAGGACCAAUAACCAGAGCCACGUCCCUCCACCCAAACCUCCACCUCCCCCUCCACCCUUCCCCAAAGACAUAGCAAGCAAACCAACCAAGGAACACGUUAUCUACCUGUAAGGACACCAAAACCCUAUAAGCCAGGGCUCUGAAACUGGCGGCCCAUGUGCUAAAACCGGCCCACGAGUGAUUUAUAUUUGGCCCGCCAAAGCUCUGUCCACAGUAAAGAUGUGAUUAUAUAUUUUUUUUACUGAUUGGGCUUUCUAAUUGCUGGUACUUAUUGAGUUCCUGUUGAAUUUCCACAUUUCCAAAAUUCAUUUCUAUUGUUUGCAUGAGUGCUUGUCUCUAAACUCUCUCUGCACUCAAGUCUUUAUGUUUUUAAGCCUUUUUAAAGAUGAUUUAAAGUCAUGUUAGGAAGCUGGUUAUUACUUUGAAUUGUUUACAGGUCUGAGGUGCCAAGCACGUUACCUCAGAGCGCAUUAGAAACUCUUUUAAAUCUGAAUUGACCUGUUCCUCGUUUUGUAUUUCUUCAUGUCAUAGAAUAUAUGGAAGUAAAUGUU